UUUUGGACACUCCUCUCCAGCUCCAUUCCCGUUCUCUCGACAACCUCUAAGCUCUCUCUCCAAUGGCGUCGAUCAACUUCAACUUCUUCGACAACUGGUUCACCAAACCCCCGAACCCAAUCCCUCUCUUGAACCUCAACGCCAUCGCUCAGUCGCUCUCCCCCAACUCCCAGAGCGCCCCCAACUUCGCUUCCCUGAGCUCAAGCGUCAAACCCAAGAAGCCUGACGACGAGCCCGACAAGAAGGACGGCAUCUACACUCAGAUGCUGGACCAGUUCUUCUGGGAAUGCGAGAACUUGCCCGAUUACAGGCACACCCCCGAGGUCGAGAAGAUCCUGAACGAAGACCCGGUCUUCGAGACCAAAGAGAACCCCACCGAGGAAGAGGUGAAGGAGAACGAGAGAUGGUGGAAGGAGUUCAGGUCGAGCCCCGUCGUGCAGUUCAUGGAGCGAGCCGAGGAGAUUGCGGAUAAGUACAACGAGUUGGAGCUCCAGGAGAAUGAUGAGCCGUACAGGGACGAGGAUAAGAAGCUGUGGCAGGCGGUCCCGCACGUGCCGGGGCUCGACGGCCGCCCGAUGCCGAGGAAGGCGAUCAAGACGAGGAAGGAGAGUGAUGACAAGUUCUGGGAUUUCGCGCGGCAGUUUUUCUUCGGGCUCUGGGGCUUCAGGCAACGGCCAUACCCGCCGGGGCGGCCCAUUGACGUUGCACAGGCUAUUGGGUAUAAGCGCCUCGAGAAGCGGUAUUAUGAUUUUAUCAUGAGGAGUGGUGGCUGGUACUAUAAGGAUCGAUUGGGUCGAACUCGAGGACCAAUGGAACUAAUACAACUUAAAACAGCUUGGGGUGCUGGAAUAAUUGACAAGGACACAUUCGUUUGGGGUGAGGACCUGGAUGAAUGGGCUCCAAUUCAUAUGGUUUAUGGACUAGAACCUGCCAUUGCCACAUGGGAAGUGAGACUAGGUGCUGCGGCCACUGCAUUCAUUCACAAACUCCAGAAAGGAAUACCUCCUUGGGUACCUCUCAAGGGGCAAGAGAAGAAAACUUACAAGCAGCUCCAGCAAGAAGCUAUAGAAAGCAAGAGACGCGAUCUAGCGGUACUCGAAGCCAAUGAUGGUGUUUGGCCUGGAAUGAGAAUUCCAAGUCAUGCCCUAUUUCUUUGGGCUGGUGGUUCAGAACUUACAACCAUUUUAGAAGCUGACCACAUGCCAAACAAGUACAUCCCAAAAGAUCUCAGGAUCCAAUUGGCUAAAGUAAUACCUGGUUUAAGGCCUUGGGAAGUUUUGAGCGUUGAACAAGCAAUGGAUCAGAUAACAUAUGGUGGACAAUGGUACCGUCUACCCCUUGGUACUUACCAUACAGGUCCUCCAUACAUCCAGCAUUGGAACAAGGAUGUUAAGAGAAUGUUUAGGAUAUUCUUCAACUUGAGCACUAGAGUGUACAACAAACUAGACAGGACUAUACCUGGUUUUACCCAAAUAAUGGAGAAAGUCCACGCUGACUCGGCUGCAAGGGAUGCGAGACGCAAGGAGAGGAGGGAAGCACAAAAGAGAGCCGAGCAGGAGGAGGCCAUGUAUGGUAGAGCUCGGAAAAGCCCAUAGCAUCGCCUAUGGUCGUUGCCCUGCGGUUCAAAUGAUACAUCUAAGAUCUAUUACUGAUUAAUUUAACCUGUGCAUCAUCACUUUAAAAAGCAGAUUCCUCUUAUUCUGCAUAUAUCGGUGAUGGCUCAUUUUGAGAUCAGAAUUAGUUGUUCGAUAGUGCCUUCAAACCCUUGAAAUGCAAGGUUUGUCGUUUGUAUUUUGUCCGUUCGAGGGAAGAGAACGCUAACUAAGUGAAAUCUACUUUUCAUUUGGGGCUUGUCAGGUUGAAUGAAUUGCCUGUGUUUCUGUAUUGAGAGGAUUGGCAUUAUGCAUCUUGUAUUAGAUGGGGCUUCAUGUUGUUCCAGUAUCUCUCUGCAUAAGAUUGAGAAUGGAGGAGCGGGCAGAGUUAAAGCUUGU
Rhodamnia argentea is the source of this 1991-nucleotide messenger RNA. Its product is annotated as protein TIC 56, chloroplastic. The record is from RefSeq and is a predicted model, not a curated record. NCBI's taxonomy places the organism in Eukaryota, Viridiplantae, Streptophyta, Magnoliopsida, Myrtales, Myrtaceae. The transcript has 5 exons. The coding region runs from base 63 to 1595 and encodes 510 amino acids.